GAGACGGUAUUACGCACCGCUGCGUGUCUGUGCCUGCACACAUCUCUGCCUUUCAGCGGUGACGAAGGGAGAGAAUCUUGUGCGGGGAGGAGACUUCUGAUGGUGCAUGACCCUGGUGUGAAGAUCGCGGAGCAGCUUAGUAUGAUCUGACUUCCGAGGCGACGUGAGCCUACAUUUCUGAGCGGUUUCCGGACUCCUCUGGGCACCAUGGUCUCUUCUAAAAGAAAACCGGAUAAAGUACAAGGAGUCUUCUUCUGGAGCUCAAUCCCGCCUUUAAUCAGGUGGCUGAAGGGAAGGCUGUGGACUCGCCUGCGCUUUGUGUGGUUGGGUCUCAUGUUCCUGACGCUCUUCUGCGUGACCUUUCAGUUCCUGGGUGUGGUCAGUCAGUCCAGGAACAGCAUAACUCUGAACGAGUUUUUCAAUAAGAAUUUCUUCAACAUGAAGUUCCCCUUUAAUAAAAAGUUCCCCUUUUCACUGAAUUGGUCUGACGGUGCACUGGUCGCGGGACAGAGUGGAACCGUGAAUGGUGAGGCUAGCACACGACUUGCCACCAGACCAGCAAUGGAGUGGUGGGCCUCCUGCCAGCCGAAGAGUCACAUCUUCUUUCUGAAGACGCACAAGACCGCCAGCAGCACCAUUCAGAACAUCCUCUAUCGCUAUGGGGACAGCAGGAACCUGACAUUUGCUCUGCCUUCUAACAAGCAGAACCAGUUGGGCUACCCCGAAAUGUUCUCGGCUAAUUUCGUUCAGGGUCUCCGUUCUGUCCCCGAGUAUCACAUUAUGUGUAACCACCUGAGGUUCAUGCCACACGAGGUGAAGAAGGUCAUGCCAGCGGACACAUUCUAUUUCUCCAUCUUGCGAAAUCCAGUAUCAAUGAUGGAGUCCAUUUUCAUGUACUACAAAGCUGAAAUAUUUCAGACGGUCAACAGCCUAGAUGAGUUCCUGGCUGAUCCAUGGAAGUUCUAUAACACAUCACUGUCCAGCAGCUACUAUGCGAAGAACCUCCUUGCCUUUGACUUUGGCUUCAAUGAGACGACGCAGGCCCAACUUGCCAUCAGCAUGAUUGAGAAAAACUUCAACCUCAUUCUUCUGUCGGAUUACUUUGACGAGUCCAUGAUCCUGCUGAAGAAUGACCUUUGUUGGACACUAGAGGAUGUGGUCUCCUUCAAGAUAAACAGCAGAAAUAAUGAUUCCAGGAAGCUGCUGUCUCCAGACACCAUAGACAAGAUCAAGGUGUGGAAUUCAUUGGACUGGAAGAUCUACCUUCACUUCAACGCCACCUUCUGGAGGAAGGUGGACAUGAUGGGAGGACGAGAAAGGAUGAAACAAGAGGUAGCCAUGCUAAAGCAGAAAAGAGAGGAGCUCAUGAAAACCUGCCUGCUGGAGGGGGGGGCUGUGGACCCCUCUCAUGUGAAGGAACAAGACAUGACACCCUUCCAAUAUGGUGCUGCUGUUAUCCAGGGUUAUAACCUCAAGUCUGAACUGGAGGGACCGAUGAGGAAGCAGUGCCUGGACCUGAUCAUGCCUGAACUUCAGUACACAGCAGCCCUUUAUGAAAAACAGUUCCCCAGUUUUCCUUCAAAUGGAAAUCUUACAUUGUGAUGCCGGUUUCACAUUAAAGUUGUUCCAAGAGACUGAGCCCCAAGGUGAACACAGAGAGACAAAUUGACUCAAGGGGGUCUGCAGCGACAGGAUCCCAGCAUCCUCCAAAACAUCUUCCCCAAAGUGCCGCCCACGAGAGGCCUACAAAGUGUGCCUUGAAAAGUGACCCUAGGCUGAAGGGAUGUCCAUGGUGGUGUGCAUUUGGCUGUGCCAAACUCCAUGCCAUAGUCUGGUAAUCAAGUUAAUCUCAUAGCUUUGGAGAAAAAAAACAUUAAAUAGCGGUGAUUCCCUGUCCCCUGGGUUGGAUGCACUUAGAUGUUUCAGAAGUGACUGUCUCAAUAUUUUUUUAACCGUCUGGUAUAUAGAAGAGCACACUAUUUUAAAAUAUGGGUUAAAAUUCAUGGUGUAGUGUUUCCUCGUCUUGUGUUUCAGUUGUCAUGAUAAUCUGAAAGGGCCUGGUUUAUAGUGAAAAGUUUAUUUUAAUCAUGCAACAAUUGCUGCUCCACUUACAUAUCAGUCACAGUCAGUGAA
Brienomyrus brachyistius is the source of this 2133-nucleotide messenger RNA. Its product is annotated as galactose-3-O-sulfotransferase 2-like. Lineage: Eukaryota; Metazoa; Chordata; Actinopteri; Osteoglossiformes; Mormyridae. Gene Ontology annotation, molecular function: galactosylceramide sulfotransferase activity. The transcript is spliced from 4 exons. The coding region runs from base 208 to 1602 and encodes 464 amino acids. Gene Ontology annotation, biological process: glycolipid biosynthetic process. Gene Ontology annotation, cellular component: membrane. The record is from RefSeq and is a predicted model, not a curated record.